CCCCUUCAGCAGGAUGUUGAUAAUCUUUCCGUACCCUCCUCUCCCUUUCUGUGCCUUUGGAAAUAUUAAGAAAACUAAGGUAGUUCUUGGUGUCACACACAGGUAGGGGUAGCUGUUAGCAGUGUGCAGCAUUUACUAAAAAUCAUAGCAGCAAAGGACCUGGGAGAAGGCCGAUUGAAUGAAGCAGGCUUGUAUUUCACCAGGCCUGCUAGAAUGGGCCAGUGCUGUUGCAAGCUGCACUACUGCUUUGAUUGUCUGGACAAGAGGAAUGAAAGUGCCCUUAUCAAAGAGAAAGAACUUUCCAUUGAGCUUGCUCAUAUCAGGGACGAAGUAGCCUUUAAUAUAGCACGAUGUGAAAAGCUGCAAAAGGAGAAGCAAGGGCUGGAUAGGAGGUUUGAGAUCGAAGUACAGAGGCUUCAACUGCAACAGCAAGCAGAGGUCCGGGACCUUGAAGAGAGGUUGAAGGCUCAUUACACUGCAGAAAAAGAGCACCUCAUUGAGGAACAUGCAGUGUAUUUCAAGAAAAUCCAGUCUCAGCACAAGGAACAGAUUGAAGACAUGACAGCUAUCCAUACUAGUACAAUCACAGAACUGGAGAAUAAUCACACUGUUGCAAUAACUAUUCUUCAAGACGAACAUGAAAAGAAACUUGAAGAACUAAAAACCAUCCAUGAACUUGAAAGGAUAACUUUAGAAGAACAAUUUGAAAAACUAAGACUUUCUCUUCAGGAUCAAGUCGACACAUUAAUAUUUCAGAAUCGUUCACUGAAGGACAAAGCAAAACGAUUUGAAGAGGCCUUAAAAAAAUCUACAGAUGAGCAAGUUGAGAUUGCCUUGGCACCUUACCAGCAUUUAGAGGAAGACAUGAACAGUUUAAAACAUGUUCUUGAAAUGAAAAAUCAACAAAUCCAUCACCAAGAAAAGAAAAUUAUGCAAUUGGAAAAACUGUCUGAGAAGAACGUGGUAUUAGAAGAAAAGGUUCAAGUACUUCAACAACAGAAUGAAGACCUGAAAGUCAGGAUUGAUAAUAAUGCUGUCCUAACAAGACAACUCUCUGAAGAAAAUGCAACGCUUCACGACUAUGUUGAGAAGGAAAGCAAGGAAAAGAAACGGCUUAGCAGAACGAAUGAGGAGCUGGUCUGGAGACUCCAGACUGGUGAGCCCGUCAGUCCCAUCAAAAUGUCCUCCUCAACUUCGAACUUCCAGUCUUCUCAGGGCACACUCACACCUCCAGCAGUGAGCACCAACCCAAGAUGAUGAAAAAGGAUCAGAAUGAAAAUAUGUGGGCCAUCGCUAUCCCUGUUAUAUCUGAAGCUCAGCUCUAACUGCUGAAUAUAGUGCUUGGUUCUGCUCAAAGAGAAGUCACCAUUUGUACUUUGAGCAUGCUUGUUAGCAGAUAACAAUAAGCAAAAGGGAUUGCUUUUAAAUCUCCGGUCGGUCUUGCUGAUGUGGUUCAGACCUAAAUGCACAUUCAGUGCAUUAUUUCUAGUAAAGUUGUACCCUGGGGAGUUCGUUCUGAGAAAGCUCUUCCAAAACAGUCCCGGGCCUACUGUUAAUGACUCUUAUUGACCAGGUAUGCAAAAAUCAAAAGAUUUUCCUUGAUCAUAUGGGCUUUCAAAACAUUUGUACCUAUGUCCAAAUUUAUCUUUUAGUAUUCCCUUCAGUAAUACAUUUUAAAUAAUUCAGGAUUUUGCUUCUUGCUGUUAGUGUUUAAACAAAUGUGCAGAAUUAUAUAUUUUUACACAAUUGUCAAAAUAUUUUGGCUGGUUGCCUCUUUUAAAAUAUGUCCCAAACAGUCUGUGGUGAUCCCUGAGUAAAUUCCCAUUAUAGUGGGUAAAGGAAGAAGGUUGUCAUGCAGUCUACUCUCACUUGGCAAUGCUGCUGAUCACUGAAGUGCACAUCAGUGGCUUGAGAUGGAACUCCACGGCCUUCAACGCUGCAGCAGCUUUGAAAGGUACACCUCAAAAGUUGCAAAUUAUUUUUGCAACGUGCUCGUUGUUAAGCAAAGCAUCAGUUAUUGUAUAGAAAAGUGUUUGUGUUUCGUAAGCUAAGACCUAUAUCUGCUGUUGGUAUUUUCCUACUGUCCUGAAACAUUGAUCAAGGAAGCAAAUGCACUGCUUGCUGCAAGACUCCUACUUCCCUUGAAUGUACCGAAAUGAAAACUCUGCAGAUGAUGAAACAAAGGCUCAAAAUGUCUCUAAAGUACUUAAAACCUCAAGUACUGAGCAUUUAGCAUUAAUAAACAGAAUGCCAGGAGACAAUUCUUCCUGAAGGGUCACUGAAGCAAAACCAUUGAUACAAUCUGAAAAUUGAUGCCUCUUGCUUGUACAGAUUAUAUUGCAGACUUAAUUCUAAGGAACUGUCAGUGUGAACUAAAAUAAAUAUUUUUGCUACAUCUUCACAAAAUGUCAGCAUGUUUUCUAAAAGGUCAAGAAAGAAAUCUGUGACAUUUAAACAGCAGCUGGGGCUGAACUAGAGUAAAUCAGUGACAACAGCAGCUGUAGAUAUGGAUGUGGAUGUGGAAGAGAUGAAAUCUUAAAGAGCCUCAGAGAUAGAAAAUCAGCCUGCACUUAGUUUUAAGCUAAUGCAUUAAAAUUCUAAAAGCCAAACUGUAGUCAUAUUACAGGUUUGGGAAACAAUAACAGAUGAGAAAUGGAAUUGUUAAAUGAAACAACCAAAAAAUAAUAACAAAAUAAUUAAAUCAUAAUUAGCUACUCCUUGAAAUUAGUUGAGGAUUCUUGUCCAGUCCCUAUAAAUUGGAAAAUUGUACCAAAGCAUAUUACAAAAGGAAAUAAAUAUAUUUACAAUGCAAUUAUAAUUUUGUGGGGUAUUUUACAGAAAUAUCAAUGCAGUUUAUGUUUUACAGUCAAUUGAUAGCGUUGCAAAUUUAAAACGGAAUUUGGGCCACACAGGCUGUCAAGAGAGCAGUGGGUGCAGCCAUACAGUGCAUCUCCAAAUUGAUAGCUGUAAUUUGUCAAGGAGGAACAUUUAAUGAAAAAUUUAAGUUGGAAUCACAGGGAAUUGCAAUUCAGAUGCAGUGAGUUAUUAUGUUCACUUUCAUUAAAUGAUUCAAUAUAGAAAGCUAGAAAGACGCUGUGGCAUUAUUCUAACCAUUUUGGUUUACUCUACCAGAUUCAUCCUUAACUGAACUCAUACUGAGGCUACCUUGGUGAAUUUUGUCAGUGCCUUUGGAGUCAUACAGUGCUAGAUAGUUACCUUCACUGGUGGGCUGGAGUACUUAAUGCUGAUUGGGGAUUACACAUACAGAAUGUGUAAUGUGAGAAGCAUAUAUUCCUUCUCUCCAGAGGUGCUGCCUGGCCCGUUGAGUUACUCCAGCAUUUUGUGUAUAUCUUCGGUUUAAACCAGCAUCUGCAGUUCCUUCCUACACAAUCUAUCAGAUAAAUCACUUCCAGAGGCACCACUUCUGAGACUUUGUCCAAACCAACCAAACAACCAAACCACAAUAUUAACAACUUUUUACUAAUACUUAAAAUGGGGGAAAAUAAUUCUUAGUUUAGAAAAUUCAAGCUUCCCUGUUAUUGGAGAAGAUUGCUGCUAAAAGAAUUUAAGUGUCCCUUAGAUUUAGGAUAAAGUCUUAAGUAUGAUCAAAUAGAAGGAAUUUUGCUUUGUAUGCAAGAAUGCUAUAUAUAAGCUGGGAGUGUUCAGUAGAUCAAAUCAUAAUGUAAUGAAAAGGGAGCCACGGUAUGUUAUAGGUUUUGUACCAUCUGCAAAGCACUAAAAGGUUUAAUUAAAUUUACUGGUGAAAAUGGCAUUAGAUGAGGGCUCAUGAUUGCAAACCUGUUGUAAACCUCACAUUUGCACUACUAGUUACUUCUGACCCUUGAUCAUCCCACAUUUUGCAAUCAUAUGACACUCCAUGUAUACAGGAUAUUGCCCUGUUCUGGCUCCUUGUUACUGGCCGCUUUUUAUGCAUUUGGUCUGCAGCUGCCGCAAAAGUUCCUUUAAUAUCAUCCUUCUCUUUGAUCAGCACAGAGACAGCAAGUACAGAGAAUCUAAUACAUAUGUAAACUGAUGGAUCUCUAUUAAUAGACACAAAAUGCUGGAGUAACUCAUCUCGACAGCCAACAUCUCUAGAAAGAAGGAAUGGGCGACGUUUCAGGUCAAGACCCUUCUUUAGGCUGACCUCUUAAUAUAGUUUUGACAAAUUUAACAGAUUUUUAUGGUUGAUCCAGUUCAAUUCAAUGUUAGCACCAGGUCUGGUAGAUGUGUGGUGCACAGAAGCAGGUGAAUUGUUCCAUGCAUUUCUUCCAUUAACAAUGAUUCCAAGGAUAGGAAAUUGAUUACUUUAACCUUAAUACAAAAUAUCCACCAACAAAACUCUAAAAACUUGAUCUUUUGUUUUCAUGAAACAAUAAGGGCUUCUGCAGGGGGAAGAGGUAAACUACUGAGAGGUCCUGUUUUUUGUUGUUGUCGAUGAGAUGGUUCCAAAUUUGGCUGCAGGUGCCAACUCGGCUGUAAGGCUACAAGGCCAUAUGUGGAUGCUGAAAAGAUUGGAGUUGGGGGGGAAAGAGAGAGACAAGUGGUAUAAGCAGCCCAUUACCCCUCUAACACUGGAGAAGUGCAGGAUGGUAGUUAAUGUGUCUUGCAGAGAAGUUAGUGGCCAAUGAAGGACCGAAGUUUAGAUAUCAAGCAUCCAAUUCAGCAUGACAUUCAUAACACAGGGAAUGUCUCCAUACACUCACGUCAUCCUCACCAUUAGCGCUACAUGCAGAUGGUCAUUCUUAGCAGAGCUGACGUCAAUGGAAACAUUGUGCCCUACAAACCCGUGACAGAAUUCUCCAGUCUCUACAAGAGUGCAGUGCAGCUGGGAUGCUUGCCAGAACAUCACAUGUUGCAGCAGCUCCAGAAGUACCGUGUUUGUCAAUGGCCUUCGAGGUGCAGGAUGCUUGUCCAUCUGCAUAAACUUCACUGCUGUUUUGUUUCAUCAUGUUAUCUCCUGGGCCAGAUGUAUCACAAGGAUUAAGAGUCAGCUGUGGUCGCUACCUCUCCCUUGUGCUCCAUGGUACUACUGCUGCAGGAAGGAGACCCUAGUGAGAAUAAUGGCAUAUGUUGAAUAUGUGGGGGUCAGUAAACAAUGGUUACACUGUAGGAAGUUGAAGAUGGAUGUUAGAAGUGGCUGGAUUACUGUAGGCAAGGAAGGAUUUGUAAAACAAGCUAGUGCUAGGAAUGGAUCUUUUGGGGUAGACUCGAGGGAACACAUUCACAUGCUCGACUAAGGUGGAGACCAGAAUGUUGGUGAAUCUUGCAGCCACAAAAGGCAGGAACAAGGUUCCACUUUACUGCUGCUCCAUUUCUACAGCACUUCCUCCAUUCGCAACCCUAUUAGAACCUUACAGCGAGCUUUCCAAUACCAUCCAUCAUAUAUCGAAAACACGCUAUAACAUAGUGGUAUGAAACUGGGUGGUAGGUAUUGGCAGUUCAUUGAGAAAAAAGUCACCCCAGAAGUUACAAUUCAGUCUUAGAAGUGGCAGUUUGACAGACUUUAAUACCCUCUUAAGACCAGAAUUGCUAAAACCAAUUAGAUGGCUACAGUAUACGUCAAGGUGUGAACCCUUAACUCAACCCAAUUACUGCUUUACCUUAAGCAUCUGUGGAUAUCGGGUACUCCAACACUGGAAAUGUAAGCAUCUAUCGAGUCAUCUGGGACCACAAACGUGCUUUCAUUACAAACAGCUGUUCUAUGACAGGUUUUAUUGAUGCAGCAACAGUGCAUUGUGCAUAUCUUAACCACAGGAGAUCAGAAACAAUGUGAUUAUUUAUAUGCAAAUUAAACUCAUUUCUGGGCAAUUUCAAUAGUCAUUUCUAUUACUUGAAGUGCAGAUCUGAUGAGUAUCUGAAAAAAGUGUACAGAGUAAUAAAAAUCAGGUAUUUAUAAUGUCCACACUAAUUGGGUCUGUGUCCUGUGGACACACAAAAUUGAAGUUUGAUAUGUAGAAUAAGCCUAGUGUCAUUUAGUUCUAGUCUUUAAUGAUCUGUGAAUUGUAUUUAUUUCUGCCAAUUGACCAGGAUUGUGUGAGAAUUGAGUGUAAUACAGCACUGUAUUCUGUAUGUAUACAUGCAUGUUCCUACACAAUAAAAGAUGGACGCAUGCAAGUAGCUUAAUAAAUUGUAUUCAAUUUGUUAAUUUA
Amblyraja radiata (thorny skate) is the source of this 6149-nucleotide messenger RNA. RefSeq names its product microtubule associated tumor suppressor candidate 2b (gene mtus2b). Gene Ontology annotation, molecular function: microtubule binding. The record is from RefSeq and is a predicted model, not a curated record. Bases 214 to 1257 code for a protein of 347 amino acids. NCBI's taxonomy places the organism in Eukaryota, Metazoa, Chordata, Chondrichthyes, Rajiformes, Rajidae. The transcript has 9 exons. Gene Ontology annotation, cellular component: nucleus; cytoplasm.